Messenger RNA from Sphaeroforma arctica JP610, 348 nucleotides. RefSeq lists its product as hypothetical. NCBI's taxonomy places the organism in Eukaryota, Ichthyosporea, Ichthyophonida. The transcript has a single exon. The record is from RefSeq and is a predicted model, not a curated record. Bases 1 to 348 code for a protein of 115 amino acids.
AUGCACGCGCACUCGACUCAGGAAGAACUGGACCGAAACGCACCUCUAUUCGCAAUGUUUGCCACUCUGGGACUAGUAUGGUACUGCCUGCACACGGUAUUCAACACUGGCAAUGUCUUCACUCCCUUAGUAGCUGUCUGGGCUCUCACAGCCAUCCAGCACAAACACGCCCAGGGUGUACCUGGAGAAUACGUGCUUGCUCAGUAUAUCCAGGCACUCAACGCUAUCUGUGUGCUUGUAUGCGUGUAUGCGGCUGUUAAGACGGCUGUGAUGAAGACUGAGUGGGCUGGCCGAACUACCUGGGCCGCGGCUAAAGUGGAUAAUGAUGGUUACGAGACUGUCGAUUGA